AUUGCUGUGAUCCUUCUCCAGACCAUCCAAAUCAUGAAUGGCUUCAUGCACAUUGGCUUCGGGAUUGUCCUGACGACUAUCACCAACGUUUACACCUCUGUCUUUGUGAUGGGAGAGAUCCCGUUCCUGGGAGGCGUGUCUUUCAUCAUUUCCGGAUGCCUCUCUAUCGGAGCUGAGAAGAGCCCGACCGAGUGUGCGGAGGUGUGGUUUCUGGUGAGGGGAGAAGAAACUUUCCAGGGCAGGUGUGGAGUUCACAUGAAGAAUCUGAUGGUGAAAGGAAGCCAGACCAUGAAUGUCAUCAGUGCCAUCUUUGCAUUACUCGGGAUAGUGGCUUUUAUAAUAGACCUGAACAUAAAUGGACUGUACCACUCCAACUUUGACUACUACAACUACCUAGUGAUGGCGGGGAACGGGAUCUCCAUUGUGCUGCUGAUCUUCACCAUCCUGGAGUUCUGCAUCGCAGUGGCCACCGCACUCUUUUGGUGCCGGGCAACCCGUGUCAACUCCAAUGAGGCCAUGCUUAUUGUGCCCAACACCAUCAGGGCAGACCUCCUGGUGCCCACAGCAGAGUUGCCUCAUCCGCCAACGUACAACGAUGCGGUCUAUGAUCCGAAGGACCAGUCUGAAUAGGACCAAGUAGGACCAAGAAGGAACCUGAGGAGAAGCCGGCCCCAGAGCAGAAGCAGCUGCUCCUCCUUUUCCGAGGAGCAAAUUCUGGCCCCCUGCCUGCAUGACAGAUUUUCUUCCAUUACUGCCAAAGUUCGCCCCGCUCCUGGACUCUGUCUUGAGUUCCAAGGGAGCCGCUCUCCCCUUCUUCCAAGACAGGCUCAGCCCUGCGUGUUGCCCACAGAGGAGACUUUUAAAGCAUGUUCCCUGGUCUCCUCUACCUGGGACCAAGAGGUAACAUCUAACCCGCGCCCUGUAGGCUGCAUGGGGAAUUGGUCAAUGAGUCUGCGAAAGGGGCAGCCCAUCAGGCGUGCAUGAAGGCCCCUUGGGCAGAGCGGUCUGAGAGCAGACUAGCAGCCAGAGCAAAACACCGGGCAGGAGAAUCUCCAAGCAAACAUGACAGUCACCUGCGUAGCUAGCCAUGCUCUCCCAGGCCCCCGUUCAAUCCUGCAUCAGCACAGAACUCAGCACACGAACUGGGAGUGGCAGCUUGCACUCCUGACCCUCAUCCACUUGGAACAGCCUGGAGGGAUGCUCUAGCUUGCCCCUGACUGCCCCAGUCCCCGUGGUCCUUGUGGCUGCAUGGGGAAAUAUUCAGCAUGCCGGACUGCCUAGCCACACAGCCUGGAAAGCCCUGAUCCAGGGGUCUGCUGCACUGGGGAAACAGUCGGGGGUGUUGCUGCUUUGCACCUCUUCGGAAUAGCGUAGCCUGUGUACAAUGGCUGCAGAAUGACUAUGUCCCCUCUCUCCCCAUCACUGGAUUUUGCCCCAGGCAGGGACCCAGCCAGGCCCUCACAGCGGGUGGGUAAAGGACGCAGACUUAGCAACUGACAGCCGGGUAUGUGGUGCAAACUGAGGCCUAGUUCUGAGGAGGUACGGUCAGGUAACAAAAAUCCCACUAUGGUGGGCCUCAGCUCAUAUAACACACCUCCUCUAGGGGUUGGCAAAGGAGCCUCGGCCGUAACAAAAAUAUUCCCAUUUCCUGGUUCUUCCGCAGGCAGAAGAUUGGAGAGCCCUGUCUAGACUGAGGGACCAGGCAAAUAUGGCUGCCACAAGAAAGAGGCUAUUGGUUUAUAACCAGUCUCUCUCUCCUUAUGGUGCAGCCAGUCCCCAGACAGAUGGGCAAGCCUUUUUUCUCCUCUGAAGUGUGACUACAUUAUUUUUCUCUAAUUGCUUAUUGACUUCUUUUGAGAAGAGCCUUUUUGGCCAAAAGGUGGGUGGGAAAGUGGGAGAGUCUCCCAUUGGCCGGUAUAGACCUUGUAUCAGGUCCUUUAAGAGCGAUCAUGGGGAAUUUCUUCCAGAUAUAAAAAGCCUAUCUGGAAAUCAGGGAUCCUUAGCGUGAGGUGACCUUUAUAGAAGCCAUCCUUUGGCUAUGUCUACACUGCAAUAGAAGACCUACAGCACUGCCACAGCUGGCCUGGCUCAACUGACUAGGCUUGAGCCUCAGGGCAAUACAGCUGCAGUGUGGAUAUUCAUGCUGGAGCCUGGCCUUUGAGACCUUAUAAAGAGGGAGACUCUCGGAGCCCGGUCUCCAUUUCAGGUCUGAACGUCUACACUGCAGUUUCACAGCCCUCUGAGCCCAAGUCAGCUGUCCAAUGCUCUAAGGCUUUGUCUACAUUGCAGGGUUUUUGCACAAGAAGCUUU
Molecule: messenger RNA, 2310 nt
Organism: Pelodiscus sinensis (Chinese soft-shelled turtle)
Lineage: Eukaryota; Metazoa; Chordata; Testudines; Trionychidae
Source: RefSeq, a predicted model, not a curated record